Molecule: messenger RNA, 4495 nt
Organism: Stylophora pistillata
Lineage: Eukaryota; Metazoa; Cnidaria; Anthozoa; Scleractinia; Pocilloporidae
Biological process (GO): actin crosslink formation; protein localization to microtubule plus-end; microtubule bundle formation
Cellular component (GO): cytoplasm; actin filament; microtubule plus-end
Molecular function (GO): microtubule binding; actin filament binding; cytoskeletal adaptor activity
Source: RefSeq, a predicted model, not a curated record
ACCGAGAUAGCGUGCGCGCGCUUUAAAUUACACGGGUCUAUGUCUGGAACGCCGUUUCUAAACACUGUCGUGAGGGGAUCAGUCGGGUUGUUCUAAUUCGACGCUAUGCAUCAACCGAAUUACCACGUUGCCGGCGAAUAGCAAUCAAAGCCAAUAGGAACGGACCAAUUGGAAAAAAACAUUUUCACGUAAUUCCUCGCUUAUUAAGGACUACAGCUGGGCUAGAAACAUGGCGGAUUGGAAUAGGGAUAAAACAGAAUCGUUGGAUAAAUGUAUGUUGGCGAUGAAGGAGGAUUUGGCUCCGUGGAUGUCGCGUAUAUCUGGCUCGGAGAUAACGGUAGAGACGCUAAUGGAAGAUCUCGACACAGGAGUGGUUUUGUGUAGGCUAGCUAACGUGAUUCAGUACACAGGAGAAGAAUUCCUUUACCGGCACCCGUUUAUUCCUCGUAAUACCUUUCCCCCUUGCGGAGUAACGUUCAAAGAGAGAACAGGUUUCCACGGCUCAUUUAUUGCCAGGGAUAAUGUGGCGAAUUUUAUUCGCUGGUGUCGAGAGUUGGGAGUAUCGGAUGUAAUAAUGUUUGAGACGGAAGACCUUGUUCUUCACAAGAACGAAAAAUCUGUUAUUUUAACCCUUAUGGAAAUGGCGCGCUUGAGCGUAAAAUUCGGACUUGAACCGCCGGAUUUGGUCCGAAUGGAAAACGAGAUAGAUGAAGAAAUAAAACAGCAACCAGAGGAGAUUACAGCGGAGCCGGUGAUUCGGUUACAGAGAAAGAAUAAAUCGCACAGCCUAGAUGAUUUGGUUUACCAAGUUUUAGAGCAGUGCACAUGCCCUGUGCGGUACCCGGUGUUCCGUGUCGGGGAAGGAAAAUACAGAGUGGGCGAGGCAAAGUCACUCAUAUUCGUCAGGGUCAUGCGCAAGCACGUGAUGGUUCGCGUUGGCGGAGGUUGGGAUACACUGGAGAGAUAUUUCGAGAAACAUGAUCCAUGUAAAAUAACAGAAAGACAGCGGAGAAACUCCGUCAGAUCUCCCCGAUCGCCGCGUAGUGGAAGCGAUGUGAUGGGCAGAUCGCCAAGCUCGAUGAGUUUAUCCAGUUCAGACAGCCACGAUUCGUGUGGCCUGCCUGUGUCCCACGGACGCGCCCAGUCAUGGAGUUCUCCCCAGAAUUCUUCCUCACAGCUCAAGAGUCCACGAGACCCCAUGAGACACAUUGCCAGUAGGUCUCCCUCCAGAAGCCCUUCACCUUCAAGUUCUCCAAGGCUACAGCCGCGUCAAAGACGAGGCACAAUAUCACGUGACACACCGCCGAGAACUAUCGAUACACAGGCCCGUGGGCGGCUGACAAGAAAAAGCAAAAGCAUGCAAGAAUUAAGCCUUAGUCCUUCUUAUUACAAACCAACUUCGUCAUCUAUUCGAAGGCAGAGUGUAACAGCAAGUGACAACGCAUUCAAGGGGGCAAGUGCUUCUGAACAAUCUCGCAGAAAAAGUGUUACGACCACUUCCCGAAAAUCAUCCAUUGCCGGGGCACAAGGUGAAUCUCCUAGUACCAGAAGUCGCCUUAGCCAGAGUGGCCCCGUUGGCUCUCAAAGGCCGAGGUCUGCUGGGGUGGGAGUGUCUAGGAGCGCCUCCUUCGGCUCCACACCGCGCACCUUGAUACCUGUAAUGGAACCUCGCUCUAAAACUAUGGUUAGCUCACAGCCAGCGAGAGAAACACAGCGACGGGGGUCCUCUGCCGUAAUUGGGAAAGCUGAGAAUAGGGAGGAAACACGAAAGAGGGAGCCUAGUGCCAAGCGCCGAUCAUCUUCAGUUGCAACCGAUGGAAAGGCUCGGUCACCUAGCUCACCUAAGCUUCCUCAGGGGUCAGUAGAAGAAAAACAGGAGAGGACUAGGAAGCUUAGUGUGACGAAGAUACCCAGCUCCCAGCACAAACCAGAUCAACAGGCCACCAGGAAAAUAUCGACAGGAAGUACACAUAGGACUUUACCAUCCACACCAAGAGAAAGGAAGCCUUCAACGGGGCGCGAGAGUGGCCUUCAAACUAAUGGCAUUAGAGCGAAUCCAAAAGGUGGGCAGGUGAAAGACAAAGGAAAACUUCACUCAACAUCGCCUUCUCCUCGAAAGAAGCUUACAAAUGCACCAGCCAUUAAAGAUUAUAAAGACGGAAGGGCGACGAAAAAGAUCACGGAAAGGAAACGAGAGGAUAAAAAGGAAAGGGAAGUUGAAGAUGCACGAGAUGAGAACGAUGGAAUUAAGGACGACCAGCUGAGUAUUACAGUAUUUAAGGGUAACGCCCUAGUUGUUAAUAAUGGUGAACUAGAUGGACAAGGUGAUAAUUCCAAUGAAAAUUUCGAGGCGAUCGAUGAAAGUUCUCUUUCAAUCGAUAUCUCUUCGCAGGAUGAAAGGUCUCCUGAAAAGCCUUCCAUGAAUGGAAGACGGAAAAUUUCGGAAUGUUCUUUCGAGACCGACAGUGAUGUCGCUAGUGAUCUUUUAAGCGACUUGACAGACGCUGAUUACGAUCUGAGGAGUCAGCGGUACUCAGGUCUCUCUGAAGCGUCAAGUGACCUCUCAUUUGGGGCUAGUCCUACCUCGAAAUUAUUUCACUCUGUAGACCUGGAACGAAAUACGGUAGAAACCACUAUGGAGCCACAGAACACGCGCUUAGGAAGCUCGCAGCAAUCACUGAGAGACUGUCUGUUGAAUUUGAAUCUGGAAGGCUCGGUGACUCCCACAAUGAAAAGGCGCAUUUUUGAGGUUGCUUCUGCAAAAAAUGCCAACGAAAAGCCUCCAGACAAAGUGGAAGAACCGUUGUCAAAACCUCAGGACAAAGCCAUGUUCUUUGAUGUUGAGAAAUCACGCAAUGACCGGUCUCCAGAUGAAGAAGACUCGACUAGUGGAUCUCCAAGACGGUGGUCACUUGUCCAGUCCCUUAUAAGUAGUAUUGAAAAACGAGGUUGUGACAAAAAUAAUUCUCCCAGAGGUAAAAGAAGUUUUGUAGCGGCUGGCAAAACUUCUUACGUCAUCAGUGCUGGCAAACACAAACUAGACGAAUCAAAGGUCGACGUGCAGACGGACAUGAGCAAUUGCCAGGUCCCUCUUGCUAGACCCCCAUCAUCUGACGAGCUUAUCAAGGGCGGUUCUACUGGAAAAGAUGAAAUAGAAACUGAAAAUUGCAUCCCCACACCUGAUGGGGAAAACAUUUCUCCCCGUGAUCCACUAGUGUAUGACGUCAACAAAAAUUUCUCGAACUCAAACUCCCACGGAAGCAAGAACAUCUUUACAAAUCCAGGACAGAUUCCGAGAGAGAAACCAUUCGAGAAUUUCAGUGUCAAAACGAGAAAGUCGUCAUCGACAUCAUCGUCGCGGGAGAAGAGAGGAAAGGAUAAAGAGAUGGAUACGUUUCCACGACCUCAGCGUCAGUUUACUCUCGAGGAAAUGAUCGCAGAUAUGCUUCCCGCUGACGGAGAGACAAAGGAGGCUGGGGACCAGCGUGUGUUGUCACCUGAGCCCCAGUUUCAAGCUUGGUUAUAGCUAUGUUUACUAUAAAGUUAUUUCCAAAAGGAUCUUUUCAACAGGUGGUGGGCCAAAGCUUACUUUUAAAACUAUUUGGUACAGAUGCUGUUGGCUUUGCGCACACAACUGUAAGCCUGACAAUACCAAGAAAUUCUCGUUUUCUUUUUUCGUGAGGAAUGAGGGAACGGAAGAGUUUUAGUCUCUUCUUGUCAGUUUCUAAUCUUGUCUGAAUUUGCAUGAAUUGCCCAUUAUUAUUGUCUAGGUUUGGGAAAGGCUUGAGAUCUUAAUUUUAAAGGCAUAAGCAGAGGUGUGGGUCCUCUAUAAGCUGCUUCGUAUGGUAAUUUAGGAACAAGACAGUAUUUUUAUCAUCAUAGAUUAUUUCUUGGCCAUAGCAGAGACUCACCCCCUCCCCCCACUUACCUAGCCGCGCCUUCAGAGUACCCUAGUAAAAAAAACUGGCGACUAAAGUAAUUUUCGGCAUUCAGAGAAAAUGUACGAUUCAACUCCGAACUUUUUUGAACGAAUUCAACAUUGCAUCAUGCUAAUAAUUUGUUUUAAUAAUCAAAAAACAAGUUCACAAUUUAACUGGCAAAAGGCAAAUAAGUUAUUAUUAUAACUGGCCGUGGAAAAUACGACAUAUGAAAUAUUUUUAUUUUUUAAAUUGCUGAUAGCUGGAGGUAACAAAUGUUUAAGGGUUUUACAAAAGUUUAUAAUUUUUAUCUUAUUUCUAUUUUUAAAGAGUGUAUUGCGCUUAUUGCAGUCUAAUCUAAUUGACGUUGAAAAUAGGAAGUUGCGUUUAUUUAUUUAUUAUGGGGAUAUAUCGUUUGGUUUUAAGAAUUUGACUAACGGCUGAUGUCAUUCACAUCCUUGCAUGCAUUUGAUGUGUAUAAACUCUUAGUGGUUUUUUUUUUUCUUUGCUCCUAGAAGAUUUCUCGAACCUGUUCCUGAAAAUACUAAUGCACAAAUUAAAAUGGCUUCAUAGUGUCA